AUCAUACCGGAUGUGAAUCAAGGGUUGUAACCGCACUUACCCUAUUAAAGUCUCAUCUUUUCUGUUACCAAGGUCAUGUAUCUGCUGCUUUGAUACUUGGUGGAGUUGAUGUGACUGGCCCACAUCUACAAACUAUCUAUCCUCAUGGAUCAACAGACACACUCCCAUUUGCUAUAAUGGGUUCUGGUUCUCUUGCUGCAAUGGCUAUCUUUGAGUCAGAGUAUCGUGAAGGGCUUACUAGGGAAGAAGGAGUGAACUUGGUGACCAAGGCUAUAUGCUCUGGCAUAUUUAAUGAUCUGGGAAGUGGUAGCAAUGUAGAUGUCUGUGUGAUUGAGAAGGGUAAGAAGGAAUAUAUGAGGAAUCAUCAGACUCCAAAUCCCUGCACUUACAUCAGUUCCAAAGGCUACACCUUUUCUAAAAAGACAGUAUUUAAAGGUUGAGCUGCUUGCACUUCU
Molecule: messenger RNA, 455 nt
Organism: Helianthus annuus (common sunflower)
Lineage: Eukaryota; Viridiplantae; Streptophyta; Magnoliopsida; Asterales; Asteraceae
Product: proteasome subunit beta type-7-B
Exons: 6
Coding region: 177-440 (87 amino acids)
Cellular component (GO): proteasome core complex
Source: RefSeq, a predicted model, not a curated record